Molecule: messenger RNA, 2688 nt
Organism: Menidia menidia (Atlantic silverside)
Lineage: Eukaryota; Metazoa; Chordata; Actinopteri; Atheriniformes; Atherinopsidae
Source: the annotation of a GenBank genome assembly
AGAGACAGGCGCACUGAAACCGGCCGGCGCAAAAUGUCAAAUUAACGUGGAGGAAUUUACCCACGCAGGCAUUCAUUUAACACUUCAACUAUUCUUCCACAGGGCAAACUGGCAGUACCUGCACAUUACGAUGGGGAGCGGAUGUUUGCUGCCAGCCGCUUUUUUGGUAUGGGCGCUCACACUGUCAGAAGCCCAGGCUGUGGACGGGCCAGCUCUCACCUGCCUCAGAUCCAGUCCAGCCGGCACACGGACGCGCGUCACCUUUCUGCGUGAAGACAGGGACGGUGCGCGCUCCCUGUUCCUCACCAUGUGGUCCAAAGAUAUGCAACUGGUUGCCUGCCUGGUGUAUAACGAUUCGCGUGCUACGGAAGGAUAUCGUGCGCUCUGCGAGACAAGCAAACGCCACCAUGAAGAAGUCAUUCAGAACUUUAACAUCAGCAUGGCGCUGGCUCCGAACGCGCCGUGCGCGCCGGUGCCCUCUCGGGCUCCGGAGUUUACCGGGCGCACAACAGGAGGGGGUUCAAAGCCGAAAUCCCGAGCCAAACGCUCCUGGAUAUUCCCAGGUACCUUGUGGUGUGGAAGCGGUAGCAAAGCAAUGGGAUACGAAGAGUUAGGGAUGUUUGAAGGUGCAGACAGAUGCUGCCGUGAGCACGACCACUGCCCGCACAUCAUCCCAGCUUUCACCAUGAAUUAUGGAGUUUUCAACCGCAACUUCUUCACCAUGUCCCACUGUGACUGUGACCAAAGGUUUCGACAGUGUCUUCUGGGCAUGAAUGACAGCAUUUCUCAUAUGGUCGGCUACAGCUUCUUCAACAUCCUGCAGGUUUCCUGCUUUGAACUCAAGCAGCUGAAGCGCUGCACAGAGAUGUACUGGUUUGGAAUGUGUAAAGUCGCCAAAGAGGCCCCAUAUGCUGUUUUUAAAAGCCCCCUCCCUUACAACAACUCUGAUGGCUCCAGUAACUAUUCAGACAGUGACAGAAACGAUUUAAGGAGCAGCCAAAGGCAGAAUAUAACCAAAAUUGCCAUAGUCAACCCCCGAAAGAAGUCAUCCAAAAAAGAAAUUAGAUGCCUGAGAGACCCACCAAGAGGAGACACUUUCUACCGUAAGAAAACUAAGUGGAGAGAAUGUCAAAGACACCAGGAAAUAUCUAGAGCAACAACAACCACAGAAGCACCCAAUUUAUCAAGGAGCCACACCACAACCGUGUCCAUGAAAAUGGGUUAUUCUAAAAGUAGAAUACGGCUGUCGAAUAGAAAAACUGCUGGAAAAAAGAAGAGUGUCAGAAAGGUUUUGUCAGGUCUUAAACAGAGAGGCCUUGUUCCUAUCAGUCAAGCCUCAAAGUCAGACUUAGAAUUGACAUCUCCCACAUCGUCAGGUAUCCCCUCUGUAACCCAGGGACCAUGGCCUACACAAGACCCAGCAAGAGCACUCCCAAAAGCGACUAAAACCUCCAAGAGACAACGAAAAACCCCAAAGCAAAGUCAGCGUUGUGUAUCCAGCAUGCCUUCGAGGGGGGACUCUUUCCAGCCACACCGAAAAAGUUGUGUGAAACCAGACGCAGCUUUUCACACAACUGUCAAACCGGCAAAAACAACAAGUGGCCUACCAACAAAACAGAUAAGCCAACAUCUCAAAAAGACAACAGAAAGGCCCAACUGGGUGACCUCAGCCGUUUUUCAGGAAGCAGUUACCUUUUCAACCACAGUCAGGACAACAUCACUUCCUGAAGAAGGAAAGCCACACAAAAUAAGCCAGCAGCACUUCAAUCCUGCCAUAGAUGAAGGCCUCCCUGCAGAGAAAACCCCCAAACAAAACAAGGCACUGCAAAAUAUCACAGAUAAUAAGCUGCAGUGUCAAAGUUUAAAAAUUCUGGAUGACUGUAAAUUAAAAAUCCCUCCUCUACAAACAAAAUACAAUCUGCUGAACAUGGAGUCCAAGACUGUCUACCACUGUGAUUGCACUAGCAGGUUGGCUUUUCAAAUUGCAAGCUUUCAACAACUGAUUAUUCCCAGCUCACUUUUGGUGGAGUUCGUCUCUCAGCAGUGCUUCACUUUGCCAAAGAAGAAAAAAUGCCAUCACAAAAAGAGAUGUUUUUCCAGCUUCUCCAAAGCCUUUGACCUAUAUCAAGCACUUCAGAAGAUGGGAGAGAAAGGCACAGCUGACAUCAGAAUUACUGCCAUUGACAGAAAACGACGGAUUCCUGUUCGCCUUUAUAAGAGAUGCCUGCGGCUUGAGAAGGGACCUGAUAUAAUGGCACAGCUCAAAUGACAGAGCAAUGAGCUACUUUAUGAAGGCAAAAUAGUUUUUUAAGUGAUACUUUCCUAGCAGAAUUUUCACUUUCUCUGUGACAAGAAAAAUGGAGACAUCUAUGAAUAUUUAAACCCUGGAAUAUUAUUAUGCCUUUAUAGAUAUGCUUGUAUAGAUUUUGAAGCACUAAGUUAUAGAGACCUGUUAGUGAAAAAACAAAAAAUUAAAAUUUGUUGAUUGAAAACACAUGUUAUUUAAAUAUUUUUUAAAUAUCAGUCUGAAUAUAGUAAUCUGAAUAAAAUGUGGUUUUAGAAAAACAUGGCUUAAUGCGUCAGUCUUUCACAAAUUAUUAGACGUUGAGAUUUUUAUUCUGUUAACAUUGACAUUGUCGGAAAUGCCAACAGCUAAUGGUCAACUUUUCACAAACAAUUCACAAUCUA